This is a messenger RNA of Cutaneotrichosporon cavernicola, 1566 nucleotides long. RefSeq lists its product as uncharacterized. The record is from RefSeq and is a predicted model, not a curated record. The transcript has a single exon. NCBI's taxonomy places the organism in Eukaryota, Fungi, Basidiomycota, Tremellomycetes, Trichosporonales, Trichosporonaceae. The coding region runs from base 1 to 1566 and encodes 521 amino acids.
AUGGACGGCGCACCACUCGAUACCGCCCCGCCAGCACCGCCAGCGCCACCACGCAACCUCCGCUCGCCAUUAGACCGGGACACGCCAGCGCGCAACGGGCCCCUCCUCCCCGCGUCGUUGAAUCCGCGCGCCCCUCGGGCGAGUUAUUGGACCCUACUUUGGUUUCCCAUCGUCGUGUUCGCAUGCUUCCUGUUUGCCGAUUACGCGUGGCCCGCGCUAGAGCUCCCAGUCCCGGACGGGUCGGUCACGACUAAUGGAGUGCAAGCUCCCCCUCUCGAUCCAGUGCUCUGGAAAAGGUGCAUCACCCUCCUCCCUCCUCCAAAGGGACUAUACUCUGCCCGCGUGGACCGCCUUGUCACCGAACUCAAUCGCGCCCAUCCCGCUGUAUGGAUCGCCGAACCCGGCGCCAGUGUCGAGUACUUCCUCGGCGCAUUUGGGGUUGGUUCAUGGUCACAGAGCGAACGUCCGUUCCUCGUCGCCGUCGCGUCUGGCUCGGAUGAGGUGAUAAUCCUCACACCAAAGUUUGAGGAGGGCCGCGCGCGUAAACAUCAACUCCCCAGCGAACUCAAGGUGCGCUGGCUGCCUUGGUCUGAGAGCGAGUCGCCAUACUCUGUUCUCAUGCACGAGGUUGGGCGGCGCGCGCUGGUACUCGACGGCGCGGUGCGGAACUUUAUCGCGGACGGACUGCGGUCUACUCGCCACACCAGGGACGCCGAUACGUCACACGUGCUCGCUGGCGUGCGUGCUCUUCGCGAACGCAAGAGCGAGCGUGAUAUUGAGCUCAUGCGCUGCGCCAACAAGUUUACGCUGCAUGCGAUCCGCAAGACCCGUGCCCGCAUGUUUAUGGGCAUUAGUGAGAGCGCGACACGCACAAUCCUCUACGAGGAGAUGAAGUACCUCGCUCUGUCGGACUACGGUGCCCUGAUUCUCUUUGGUGGUGAGUCUCUCCCCUAUUUAGCUGAUGAAGAAAAUGCAGCUCUCCCACAUGGGAGCGGGACGGACCGCUUCCUCCAGAAAGACGAAGUGGUCCUCAUCGACGCCGGGGGAAAAUGGGGAGGCUACGUCUCUGACAUUACUCGCACCUUUGCCCUUCCCGACAGUGAGAUUAGCGACGAGCACCUUGAGGUCUGGGAGAUUGUGCGGCGCGCCCAGCUCGCUCCGGCCAGUCUACUCCGGCUUCUGCAAAUAGGGGAUAAGCCCCAAUACUCGUGGCUGGACGACCGGGCACGCGAGACGGUCAAGAAAGGCAUGGCUGCCCUCGGCGUGCCUCCUGGGCCUGAUCCGGAUUAUACCACCUUCACGCAUCGCCUCGGACACGGGAUCGGGCUCGAGGGCCACGAGGGCCCUUAUGCCGUACAGGGGCUGGUUGGGGAUCGGUUGGUCCUGCCCAGUCACGCGCUCACUUUCGAACCUGGGGUUUAUAUUCCAAAGGGAAGUGGGGUUGGGGAUAAGAGUCUCCAGGGGCUGGGGGUGCGACUUGAGGAUGUUGUUGUUAUUCGGGAGGAGGAGGGGCGGAUGCGGGCCGAGUGGUUAACUGGGCCUGUGGAACGAUGGGGCGAUGUGUAG